GUCAGGUACAUACGAUAGGGAUUUCUGUUCUUGAGCCGUCAGGUUAAAAUAGAUUUUGAAUUUCAUUGUGUAAGGACGACCGGUGUGAGUAUUGAAACGAUAAACAAUUCUGUGCUACAUAAUCGUUACAUAACACCGGGAAAAUUUUGAUAGUUUAGCUGUACAUAAUUCAUUGGAUUUUUACUUCAUCAUAUAUAGUUAAACUGAAUGUAUCGUGUCUAAACUAAGGAUAGUGAAUUAACUCAUAAGAUAGUUGCGAAAACUUAUACGGAAUAAAGGUGAUAAUAGAUAUUCACAAAGAAAAGAGAAUCAAUAACGUAAUUUGUGUUUUUUGUGACUAUUUACAUCAUAUAUUCGACAUUUUAAACAAAUAGUGUUUAUCAAAAACCGGCAGGAUAUUACAUUCAACAUUGUGUAGGAUUCUAGCUUUUGGAUAUUGUAAAGUGUUAUGAUGACUGCUCCAGAUUAACCCUAUAUUUUGAUAUUUUUCCAAAUGAAGAGUAAUGAGUGGACGUAACACAAACCGAGGUCAAAUAGGUCCUAGUGGAGGGAUACCAGCCCUCUUAGUGCAAGCGGAAACCCCGCAGCCAAAUAACGAUAACAUACGUCUACCAGCCUUACCUACACAACGGUCUGUACUAGCAAAUGGAAAGCCUACGCAAAAUGGCUACAUGGAAAAGUCAUUGUUUGUUACUCCAAGAGCACCCGGUCCUGGGCCAAAUGGAAUCUUUAAUGGGCGCUCAAAUAAAAAUGAUUUGAGUAACUUAAAUUUGCAAGGUUUUGGAGUAGCACCUAAACAGAAGCAGCAAGGAUUCGGGCAUCACAAUGCUGCUGCUUUUGCAAAUCCACAGCAACUUCACAUUCCAAAUAAUCGCCUUGAGACGCAAACCCCAACUCCAAGUGAGGUAUCCACCAUACAUUCUGCCAGGAGUGUACACACUCCGACCUUAUCUCUGGUGUCUGGCCAAGGCUCGGAGCGAAAUCUUCAGACACCAAUAAGCAAUGUUGACAGAAACUUCCUUGAGCCAGGUACCGGCAGUAAAGGCUGGAACCCAUACCCAACACUUCCUCAUGUCAGUAGCAACAAAGAUUUGGACAGUAUGUCAAUAUCAGACAAGCAGUCAUUGACUGAACAACCUCAUAGAGCAUCAUGGCAUACACAUGGAGUUGUACCUAGCAGUGCAACAACACGCUACCAAACAAGCAGUAGUGGAACAAACUCCCUGUCCCCUCAUCUAGCCAUGGAUACGUCUCCAACUGGAUCUACAGCUUUGGGAUCAAAUUUCACGAACAGCCCUCGUCAUUCUGCACAAAUCCACUCAAGGGCACAGAAGCGAGCUCAUUCUCUGUCACCACUUGGGGAUGGAAUCGAAUUUGCAAAAUUAAUCAGAGCUUCUCCAACAUCUCUUGCUUGUAUUAAUAAUGCAGCUACGCAUGCAGGUGCCUCUCCAUUGGCAAACAACGUUGCUCAGUAUGGACAUUUUGGUCACUUAAUCGCAAGGAACAGUAGAAACAGCAAUGGAAGUCCAUAUUCUGGUUCAGCAAACAGUGGAAACCGUGGUGGUUUCUCCCAGCUCAAGGUUGAACCUGGCAUUGAGAUCAGUGAUAUGCAAGAUUACUUCCAGGAUAUUGUUAGUAAUCAAGUAGUCAUGCCACAAAAUGAGAUCCCAUACUGGGAACAGAGAGUGUUUACUGACAUUACACAGUUUGGUUCAGUCCAGUUUAAUCUUCCGCCAGAGAAUAUGGUUCAGCCACCGGGUGUUAACGGCAACAUGAGUGGAUUCAGUAGCCAACAUAACAUGAACAUGAAUCAGAACAUGAAUAUGAACAAUAUGAAUGAUAGCAUGAGACCACCGCCACCGUAUGAUCAGGCAAUCGGUCAAAAUCCGGCCAUGAUGCAUCAGACGCAGACAUUUAAUUCAGUGCCUACGCAGCCAUUGGCGCAAAAUAAUUUGAACAAUAUGAAUAAUAUUAACAAUCUGAAUAACAUGAACAAUAACUUGAAUACAAUGACAAGUAGUCUACAGGAAGGUGGAACUGAUUACCCUGAAGAUGGUGAAGUUGAUGAGAACGGUGAAAAGCAGCAUAUAUGCCGCUGGAUAGACUGUAAUGUGCAGUUUAAGGAACAAGAUGAACUUGUGCGCCAUCUUGAAAAAUCUCACAUUGAUCAGCGAAAAGGAGAAGAUUUUACAUGUUUCUGGGCAGCCUGUCAACGGAGAUACAAACCGUUUAAUGCAAGAUAUAAGCUUCUUAUACAUAUGCGGGUCCAUUCUGGAGAGAAACCAAAUAAAUGCACGUUUGAAGGUUGUACAAAGGCGUUCUCUCGGCUGGAGAAUUUGAAGAUUCACUUAAGAUCUCACACUGGCGAGCGUCCGUACGUCUGUACGCAUGCAGGCUGUACGAAGGCGUUCAGUAACUCGUCAGACAGGGCUAAACAUCAGCGGACACAUCUUGAUACAAAGCCGUAUGCUUGUAAUGUGGUGGGUUGUAACAAGAGAUACACUGACCCAAGCUCUCUGCGGAAGCAUGUGAAAAACCACAACCAGAAAGAUCCACAAAAGAAAAAGAUGAAGAGAGAAGGAGAGAUGUCACAGCCUGGAAUGCUGGGAAAUUGUCUCACAAUACAACAGUUACAUACCGGCAAUGUGGAGAAUGUGCAACAAGAAAUAUACCCCAACUAUGGUCUUGGUGGUCCAUCGGGUAUGGAACAGUCGCCAAUGAGCAUGCAGAACAGUCCAAUGAGUGCAAUGGACGACUCACAAAACUCAACAGACCAAAUGCACAGUUUCUCCCCUGCUCCGCCGGACAUGUUAAGCCCUGGCAGACGGCCGCACCCUCAUCUCCGUCAUCGUGCCAUGUACCCAAAUAUGGAACUUGGUAUGAUGCCACCUGCAUACCCGCAGGCUGAUGAGAUGUACGAACAAUGGAUGGAAAAUGGUGGGCAGCAUCCACAGCAAGCAAGGGUCCCGGACAUGCCGACACCCCAGUAUUCGUACAACAACUGCCGUAUGCAGAAUGUGGCGUGGCAAGGUCAGAUUGAAGACUUCAAUCUCACUGACAUGCAGAGAGGACUGUCCAAUAAUUCUGGAUUUGAUUUUGAUGGAGCCUCGUAUCUUGGAAUGCCUGGAGAAGAAAUGCAGCAACAGUUUCUGCAGAUGAAUGCUGUAGAUAGACCUGUCAGUAGAGGAAUCUUGGCAGAUGGCAGCACCUGAAGUCACAUGAUAGUCAUGUGACCACACUUGAUGAUGUCACUAUUUUAAAUAUAGACUAGCUUGCUAGUUUUCAUGAGAAACAAAAAUGGGAAUGGAAAUUGACAGGUUGAAAUAACUCUUAAGAAGAAAAUGUACAUAAAAUUGAUCAGUGCACAAAUAAUACACUUCAUUUGAAGUAAAUCAAUUUCUGUGCAGAAAUUUUGAAGUCUGCAAAAUGUUACGUUUUCUGUUUUUGCAACAAAAUGCUUGCACCAAUGUUGGUUUUUCUUGGUUAUGGCAAUGUAUACUGUUUUUAUGGAAUACAAAAUUUGUUGCAUGUUCAAAGUACUGUGAUUCUAUAAUAGUUAAUAUAUCAAAAGUGUUGAAGUUGUUUCAUAUAUAUUUGUUAAAGUAUAAUUUAUGUGAUUAUGUUGUUAACUUAUAGUGUUUCAAGGUUGUUUUUGAUAGAAGUUCUUUUAAGUUUGUUAAAUAAAUCCCAUUUCCGAUGCAAAAAAACAAUAUUGACUGGUACAAUUUGCAAUUAACAGGAUUACUGUAGACAGACUAAGAACCAGUAUUUUGAAAUUAGAAUUUUCAAUCGUUAGAUAAUUUCUAAAUUUGAAAUAGCAAAGUAAGGCAUUAAUAUGUUAAACAUUUUUUUAACAAUGAUUCCAGCAAAAUGAGCCAGUAUUGGUAUCAAACUAGUUAGCAAAUACAGCAAGGAUAUUCUACGUCAAAAUAUAGAUAUUAGAUUUCAGAUUUUGCAGGAAAACCAUAAAAAGCAAAUUUAUCUACGUACAAUUAUCAAUCACGCAUUCUUUCGCAAAAAAUAGAUAUUCUUCCGCAAGUUUUUCUUUAUAUAGAUAAAAGCUGUUAUAUUUUGUAUGUAAACAAAUCAGUAUUGUCGUUAAAUAUCAUGUGAUAUUGUGAUUCCGUCCAUCGCAUGACAAACAUCCUUAACUUUAUUUUUCUUUUUUCCACGAUGUCUCAUCAUUUUUUUAGUAUCUCUAUUUAUAGUAACAAGGGCUAUUAUCAUUUCCAUGUAUCAGAGUGUCACAUCUUUUUUCUCUCGUCAUAUUCAAAACUAGAAUUUAAAAGGAGUUAAGCACAUAAUUUUUUUGAUUUUUUUUUUUUUCAUAUCUUGGAAUUAAAAUCAUAAUUAUCAUUUGAAUGCAUAAAGAUUUUGAUUUCAGCACCUAUGCUGAUACAUCUUGCCCCGGUUAUAUGUAAAUCAUCUAUCAGUGGGGUUAUUUAUCAUCAUUGUCUGUAGUUUUUAUCGCAUCUAAUAUUUGACUUUGUAAUAUCAUUUCAUUUCUUAAUCUCCGGAUUUUUUUGUCAGUAGAAAUUCAGUCCUGUUAUCUCUUACACGCACACAAAACAUAAUAAAUUUUAUUUCACAAAGAGAUUCCUUCAUCUUAAGAUUAUACUUUUGAAAAAAAUGACUUGAAAAGUGCAUUUGAAAAUGAGUCUAACUUUUGUAUCAUCACAUAGACUUCCAGGUAAUUUUAUAUACAUGUAUAUAUACAACUGUGGUCAAGCUUAUGUUGAAUAAUAUAAGUUAAGAAUGGAAUUUUUACUGAUUGUGAAAUCAAGUCAAAUGAAAAUAUUCUGUGAUCAAAUCCUGUUAUAGUUAUUCAAAUAUGUAUCAUCAUUCUCUGUUAUUAGUUAGGACAGAAACAGGGGAUAACAAUAUAUGUAUGUAUAUAUAAUAUAUUCAUUUUGAUGUCUUAUUUUUUUAGUAUUGUGAUACAAGUGCCAAGUACCUUGUUAAUUUUGUAUUUGAUUAUUUUAAAAAAAUCAUACACAUGUUUUUAUUAUAUAUUAAUUAUUCCCAUUCCAGUUAGCCACAUUUGUUGUUAAUCAUGUAACAAUUACAAAUUACUAUUAAGAAGUUAUAUUUUUCUAUAUCGUGAAGGUUUGAUAAAUGUGUUUUUGUUCUUUUGUGUUUUUUUUUUAAAAAACAUUUGAUUUUGUAAUUAAUUUUCAUAUGUAUUUAUUUUUUUUCUCCAUUUUUUGUGUGUGAUAUACUUUUAAUAAAACAAUUUGUGUGUGGUUUUUAUUUUUUGUUGCGAUGUAAAUAUCUAUAAAAAUAAUUUACAAAGUACGCAAGUGCAAAUUUUAUAUAAUUUCAAAUAAUUUUUAUAGAUGUUUCCAACAUUUGUAAAUAUUUUAUAUUGAAAAACAAAUAAUGUUAUCUACAAACACACACAAAUACAUAGUAUAAGUAUUCUAUUUAUUGCCAAAUUUUUAGAAAUAUUUAGAGGGAAAAAAAUUAUACAAUGUUAAAAAUCUAUUUUUACAGGUGAAUAGAAACAUACAAUAUUGUUAACAUGACAAUGUUAAGAAAUAAUAUCUUUAUUCUUCAUCAUUUUAAUUCCAAAAUUGCCAAAAAGUAUAAUUUUUUUAAGUAUCCGUCCAUUCCUGGUUUGCCUUGAAUUUGGGUUUUAUUUACAUGGUUAUUUUUGUAAGAUAUAUUCGUUAUUUAUUGUAUAUUAUAGGAAAUAUACCUGUCUCUGAACUUUGUGAUGCUUCAUCACCUAGUAUAUGAUCAUUCAUUUUAUAAAACAUUUAUUUAGCCAUGAUUUUAUGAAUUUAGAACAUAUUUAGUUUAUGAAAAGGCUGGAAGUUUCACAGGGAGUUUUAAUGUGUUAUGUUAAAGUAGAUAGAAAAUAAAAAAAAGUUAAGUUUUAGUGCUAAAAAAUCAUGCAAUAUAGAUCAUGAUACAUUCUGUCUGAUGAAUAUCCAUUUAUUCUAGAUUUGAAUAGAGACAAUUUGUGUGUGAUAUUUCUGUGUAAUCAGGAACUUUAUAAGCUAUUAGGAUGUGUUGUAUUUUGUGAUUUCUUUACAGUCACUUAACCUGGAUGUUUCGAUUUUCGUAAAUAUAUAAGAUUUCUCUUUAGAGUUUGUGAUUUAUGGAACACUAGUACACUGAUAAUUGUUACAUGUCAAAAGAUAGUUCUGGGCAGAGUGGUUAUUUUCCACAAGGAGGUUAGCUCCUAGAACUGUAAACAAGGGGUUGUAAACUAAUAGAGCUGAAUACCUAAGGGAUGUUGUAUACAAAGGGAGGUAAACUCAAAGAUAUGCGUUUUCAGAAUGAUGUAAACUCAUAGAUGUGUGUAAUAGAUAAUUUAUUAAAAGAGAUUUAGAAUUGAUCAAUGUUCUGAUAUUUUAAAAGGAGAUUUUGUAUAUAAUUUUCAGUCUAGGUUUCAGGAAAGAAAUCCAAAAUACAGGUACAUAUCAUAACUAUACUUUACUAGGUAACCACUUGUAUGUCAUUUAGUGAGCAACAUAAAUCAUUCAUGCCUCAUUUUGAAACAGCAGCUAGACAUGUAUACCUAAUAUGGUAUGUUAAAAAAAUAUUUGAAUAUAUACCUUCCAUGCACAAAGCUGUCUUAUACAUCAGGCAGUUUACAAUAUCAAGUUACACAAAUACAUUCAGUAUAGGAGGGAACAUGUAUUUGCUGGAAAUAGUACUUCUUCCUCCUCAAGAUGUUUUUGUAAACUGUCAAAUGUUUUAAGACAAUAAAUGAUGUCAUCCCAAGUCUAUUUUAUAAGGAAUUUCAAAUUCGUUUGUUUUUAUUUUUUAUAAGAGUGAAAAAAUUUGGAACAUUUUUUUUUCAAUAAGAAAAAGAAACUUUUUGUUAGACUCAAAAAUUCCUGUUAUUUGUGGAUGAGGUCAUUUUUAGUUGUUUUUUGAGCACAGUUGUUUUAUUUGUAUGAGUGUGGUAAGCAAGCACACCUACACCCCCUGAAUGUUACAUUAGGUCCAAAGUGCUGAACAUUUUAUAUAGUAUAGCCAACCUCAUCAAUUAUGAAAGUGCUUCUCUAUAUGUAUUGUAUUAUAUUUCUUUCUGAUUUUGUUGACGGUCUCGUGCUACUAUAUUUUAUAUGGUUUUGUUUACGUAUUGUCUCGUGCUAAGUUUUGUGACUUUUUUGUGUUGUUUUCUUUAUUUUUUUGUACAUAACUUUGUUGUCAUAGAGUUACAUAAGUUUUAUUUUUCAUCUACAAAGUUUUACUAUAUUCCUGCCCAUUUAUUAAUUAAUCAAGUGAAGAAAAAAAUCUUGAUAUAUUUUUACCCUAGGACCAAAUUUUUGUAUUUUUAUGAUAUAUCAUUUAAACUGUUGUUAGACAGAUAUUUUAUGAAUUCCAUUAAAGAACAUUCCAUUUUGCAAAUUGAAUUUUAAUUCAAAAGUUUUGUAUUUGAAAUUCAUUACAGAUUUCCCUUUCUUACAAAUGUGUAUAUAUAUUUGCUUUUCAAAUUGAUUUAUUCUCCCACUGCAAAUCUAUUGUCAAGGUUGUUUUAGAUGUAUCACAUUUUUCUUCUUAUUAGAAAAUCUUUUUUUUAAAAAAUCAAUAGAGUUGUUUGAAAAAAAAACUUAUUACAUGCAAGAAAAUUAAUUCUAAGGAAAAAUAGAAUAUCAAUUUUAGUUUUCGUGACAGUUUUGUUUUAAUUUUCAAAUCAGAACAUUUGAUUGGUGGCUAUUUUUAGACCUGGCAAUUUGAUUUGUUGAUGGAAUUAGACUGGUUUUCUCCUGGAGAGAGACUGGUUAAUAUGUUUUAUUUUUGUCAAGUGCCUUAUGUUUUUGUCUUGCUACCAGUCUGUUUCUAUUCCUUCACUGUGUCAUUGUUACAAUCAUGUUUAAUAAACGGUCUGAGAAAAUAA
This is a messenger RNA of Ruditapes philippinarum (Manila clam), 7855 nucleotides long. RefSeq names its product zinc finger protein GLIS3-like. The transcript is spliced from 9 exons. Gene Ontology annotation, cellular component: nucleus. Gene Ontology annotation, molecular function: DNA-binding transcription factor activity, RNA polymerase II-specific; RNA polymerase II cis-regulatory region sequence-specific DNA binding. NCBI's taxonomy places the organism in Eukaryota, Metazoa, Mollusca, Bivalvia, Venerida, Veneridae. Gene Ontology annotation, biological process: regulation of transcription by RNA polymerase II. The record is from RefSeq and is a predicted model, not a curated record. Bases 504 to 3212 code for a protein of 902 amino acids.